Messenger RNA from Anopheles coustani, 1806 nucleotides. RefSeq names its product mitochondrial-processing peptidase subunit beta-like. Gene Ontology annotation, cellular component: mitochondrion. NCBI's taxonomy places the organism in Eukaryota, Metazoa, Arthropoda, Insecta, Diptera, Culicidae. Bases 1 to 1428 code for a protein of 475 amino acids. The transcript has a single exon. The record is from RefSeq and is a predicted model, not a curated record. Gene Ontology annotation, molecular function: metal ion binding; metalloendopeptidase activity.
AUGGCAUAUUUGCGAAAGUUCCCAGUUUGUUUGAGGGCGUGUGUCCGCCACAGCCAUCAGCAGUCGAUCAGUCGCAACAAAGUGUCGCCCGGAGCCCAGUUUCGUCGGGCCCUGGUAAACGCUCCCCCGACGGAAGUGACGACCCUCGAGAACGGACUGCGGAUUGCCAGUGAAGACUGCGGCUCGACGACGGCCACCGUCGGUUUGUGGAUCGAUGCUGGGUCACGUGCCGAGAACGACGCUAACAACGGAGUCGCACACUUUCUUGAGCACAUGGCCUUCAAGGGUACGGCCAAGCGAUCCCAAACCGACAUUGAGCUCGAAGUGGAAAACAUGGGCGCUCAUCUGAACGGUUACACGUCUCGCGAACAGACUGUGUUCUACGCCAAGUGCCUUUCGAAGGACGUUCCGAACGCGGUCGAGCUGCUGUCGGAUAUCGUCCAGCACCCAAUGCUGGGCUUGGCUGAAAUUGAGCGCGAGCGGGAGGUGAUUUUGCGCGAGAUGCAGGAGGUGGAGAGUAACCUCCAGGAGGUGGUGUUCGAUCAUCUGCAUGCUACCGCCUACCAGGGUACUCCACUCGGCAACACCAUUCUCGGUCCGACGAAGAACAUUCAGUCGAUUGGAAGGGUGGACCUGCAGAACUACAUCCGUAGGUACUACAAGGCUCCACGUAUCGUGUUGGCCGCGUCGGGUGGUGUGCGUCACGACGAACUCGUCCAGCUUGCCGAUCGGUGGUUUACUGAGGUGAGCCCAGCCGUCGACGGCAACGGUCCUCUGCCGGAAGCGUGCCGUUUCACUGGCUCCGAGGUUCGGGUACGGGAUGACUCGUUACCCCAGGCGCACGUUGCCAUCGCCGUCGAGGGAUGCGGUUGGACCGAUCAGGACAAUGUUCCACUGAUGGUGGCGAACACGCUGAUCGGCACCUGGGAUCGUUCUCAGGCAAGCGGUCACAAUAGUGCAUCGAAGCUUGCCGUAGCUUCCGCCACAGAUGGUCUCUGCCACAGCUACCAGUCGUUCAACACCUGCUACAAAGACACCGGCCUGUGGGGAAUCUACUUCGUAUGCGAUCCACUGAUGUGCGAGGACAUGCUAUUCAACGUACAAAAGGAAUGGAUGCGCCUCUGCACGAUGGUUACCGAGAGUGAGGUGGAGCGCGCCAAAAACCAGCUCAAAACGAACAUGCUUCUACAGCUGGACGGAACCACGCCGAUCUGUGAGGACAUUGGUCGGCAAAUGCUCUGCUACAACCGGCGAGUUCCGCUGCAUGAGCUGGAGCGAAGAAUCGAUAGCGUCUCAGCCGAGAAUGUUCGCGACGUUGCGAUGAAAUACAUCUAUGAUCGUUGUCCGGCCGUUGCUGCCGUUGGGCCGGUCGAGAACUUGCCCGACUAUAUGCGCAUUCGGCCAUCGAUGUACUGGACUCGCCUGUGAGCCGAUACUAAAGCUGUUUAAAUUCUUUUUCCCAAUCUAUGCGUCUAUAAAUGUGUCUUCUCAACAACGCCAUUGAUAUAAAGAUAACUUACAUUCAAUAAAAUGCCACAAAUAUUAAACGACUAAAAAGAGGAGGGGAAAAGUUAAAGGCCAAAGCAUAUAGUUAAGAUACGCUGUUAACUGUUACAAGGGCUCGUCUGGUUUUCGACACAGACCCCGACUAGUCCUGCUACUGGGUUUCAGAGUGAGUUGCACAGAGUUUAUGCGUUUGUCGGUGUGCGCACUCACGACGUUAGUGGGAGCUUAGGCGAAGGAAAGUUCUCGUGGUCAAGUCAAUGUUUAACAAGAAAAUCAUGUAUACAUCCUUGAAUAAAUGUA